AUAUAUGCCUAUAUGUAUAUGGCAUCAAAAUAAUACCUUAUGUUAAAGUUGAUAAAAAAUAACUUUCUUUCAGGGUGCGUAUGUGCCUACUAUUUAUAUUCUUUUAAGAAAUAUCCAUGAUAUAUGGAAUGAAAACGGAAACAAUUAUGAAGAAUUAUUAUAAAAUUUCAUUAACGUUUUUUUAAUAUGACGUUCUGCUAUCGCUGACAUCGAAUGUGUUUUCCUGCCCGGUUAAUUUCAUGUCCAUUUAAUAAGAAAGAAAAUUGUUUCAAAGUGGUGAUGGCUAAUCAUUACGAAGUACCCAAUUGGGCUGGGAAGCCACCAGUUGGAUUACAUUUAGAUGUACUGAAGAAUGACAAAUUAAUUCAAAAAUUAAUGGUUGAUGAGAAGAAAUGUUACUUAUUUGGCCGUAAUCAACAAUUAAAUGACUUUUGUAUAGAUCACGCUUCUUGUUCUCGUGUUCAUGCUGCUCUUGUUUAUCAUAAACAUUUAAAUCGUGCAUUUCUUGUUGACUUGGGUAGCACACAUGGAACUUUUAUUGGUAAUCUUCGUUUGGAACAACAUAAACCCACACAAUUACCAAUUGAUAGUACAUUUCAUUUUGGGGCUUCUACACGGUAUUAUAUUAUUAGAGAAAGACCUCAAACUGGCACAAGACCAAUUAUAGAGGAAUUAGAGAAACUAUCAGAAGAUACAGAUGCUGGUGGUUUACUAGGUUUACCUGAAACAGAAACAGAACUUGAUAAUUUAACGGAAUUUAACACUGCACAUAAUAGACGUAUAUCUAUGCUAGGAAUAACAGACGAUGAAAUUCAUAAACCAACUAGAAAACGAAAGAAAAAAGGAAUUACGUUCAAUGAUGAUGAAGAAGUAAUAAAUCCAGAAGACGUUGAUCCAUCAGUCGGAAGAUUUCGUAAUCUUGUACAAACGACAGUCGUUCCCAGUAAAAGAAUGCGUAUGGAAGGAGGUUUAAUAUCCUUAUCAGAGGAUCACAAUCCUUUAAAGCAUCUUCAACCUACAACAACUACACCUCAACUCUAUCAAGAUUUACCACCAGAACAAUUUACUCCAUCGUCGUUAUCUCUUAAUCCAUUUUCUAGUGCACUAUCUUCAUUAUCAUCUCGACUUGGUAUUGCAUUACCAAAUCCAGCUCCUGAGGUAGAGAUGACACCCAAUCAAAUACAAACAGAAACACCACAUGUACCAGAGAUACCAGGACCUACUGAUACACGAACGAUGGAACCAAAAAAGAAAAAAUAUGCCAAAGAAGCUUGGCCUGGAAAAAAACCUAUUCCAACACUUUUGGUGUAAUAAUUAAACUAAGGAAUCUAUUUUUAUCAGAUAGUUUUAUUAUUUGAAAUUUAGGUAUUAAGUUAUAUAAGGAUUUAUGCAUAAAUUGUUCGUAUGAAGGUUCAGGAAAAUAUUUGGUUAAUAGUCAAUAUCAUUAUUAAAUUUAUUUUAACCAUAACUAUAAAACUGUA
Messenger RNA from Bombus pyrosoma, 1481 nucleotides. It is a transcript of the gene NiPp1, whose product is annotated as nuclear inhibitor of protein phosphatase 1. Lineage: Eukaryota; Metazoa; Arthropoda; Insecta; Hymenoptera; Apidae. Bases 214 to 1311 code for a protein of 365 amino acids. Gene Ontology annotation, cellular component: nuclear speck. Gene Ontology annotation, molecular function: protein serine/threonine phosphatase inhibitor activity; mRNA binding; protein binding. The record is from RefSeq and is a predicted model, not a curated record. The transcript has 6 exons.